AUGGACGUUCUCUUAAACGAAAAUUCGGGACCUUGUUUGACUGCGGUGACACAAUUCCAGAAGGUUAAACCCAUCUCGAAGACGCCUGCCCUUAAGGAACAGGUUUUGAAUUCCAUUAAUGUCAAGAGAGCUAUAGAUAAUGAUACGUUGGAAUUGGUGGAGUACAUUCGGAGCCCUGAGCCAGCCAUUGUGAGACAAGCCCGUGAUUUGACUGGAACAUCUGUCGAUACACACUUGACAACCCCGUUAUAUGAGUCUGUCACGGCUAGUGGUCCUAUAGCGUCCCCUUUUGUUCCACCAAGUGGCCGUACUAUUGACAGUAAUGCUCUCAAUGGAGAACCGUCAGCAGUAGUACCAGUGCAUAUUGUCAAUAUAGACAUUCCAGGACACUACAGAGACAUCCCAGCGCUUUUGCCGGACACUGCACCCUUGGAUCUCACAUGCUUAGGGAAUAAGCAUGAACCAGGUUACGAUGUAGGGCCUUUGAAAGCAGUCCAGGACGGAAGUGAUCUACGUGAGAACGAUUUAUUGAAAAUGGAAUGGAAACUACUUCAAAUUCUUUCGUGUGAGCGCGACGAGAACAAGCAGUUCCCAGCAUUUGCCAAGGAAAUGGAGUUACGUGAAAAAUCCGCUCAAUCCAGAUGGUACCAUUACCCUCUAUACUACGUAUUUGGCGUCGACACUACCGGGUUCUUUCAAUUGAAGGAUGAAUUUGACUGGUAUGUGAACCACCCAUGGUCUUCUUUUGACCAAGUGGAGUCAGAAUUCUGGGAUUUGGAACCGGAGGAAGAUGGUGAUGAUAGUAGAGAUGCGGCUGAUCUAUCCUACUCCGUUUGUGGCUCAGAUGACGCUGAGCUCACUCUCCCUAUUUCAGGAAUUUCGGAAAGAUCCCUUGACCGCUAUCUACCUUGA
Molecule: messenger RNA, 912 nt
Organism: Kluyveromyces marxianus DMKU3-1042
Lineage: Eukaryota; Fungi; Ascomycota; Saccharomycetes; Saccharomycetales; Saccharomycetaceae
Gene: ISC10
Product: Isc10p
Exons: 1
Coding region: 1-912 (303 amino acids)
Source: RefSeq, a predicted model, not a curated record